AUGGAGGAGGAACUUUUGGCUAUUAAAGAAAAUAACACAUGGGACGUUGUUCCUUGUCCUCCAAAUGUCCGUCCAAUUGGAUGUAAAUGGGUUUAUUCAAUUCAACUUCAUUCUGAUGGAACUCUUGAUCGGUACAAAGCUCGAUUAGUGGUCCUUGGCAACAAACAAGAGUAUGGUGUAGACUAUGAGGAGACUUUUGCACCUGUAGCAAAAAUGACUACGGUGCGAACUAUUAUUGCCAUUGCUGCAUCACAAAAUUGGCCUCUUCAUCAAAUGGAUGUCAAAAAUGCUUUUCUUCAUGGUGAUCUCAAAGAAGAUAUUUAUAUGAAACCCCCACCUGGUUUGUUCUCAUCACCUAUAUCAGAUAGCAAAUAUGAAUCGUCUUUGUUUCUUCGAAAAACAUCUGCAGGUUGUGUUCUUCUUUUGGUGUAUGUAGAUGACAUUAUUAUUACAGGAAUUGAUUCUUCACUAAUCACUAGCCUCCAGCAGCAGCUUAAGGAUUCUUUUCAUAUGAAAGAUCUUGGUACUCUUACAUACUUUUUGGGGUUAGAAGUUCAUUAUAAUUCUUUAGGUGUGUUCUUGAACCAACACAAAUAUACUCAGGACUUGAUUGCUUUGGCUGGUCUUCAAGAAUCUUCCUCUGUAAAUACUCCAUUGGAAUUGAAUCUAAAGUACAGUCAUGCAAAAGGAGAUUUUCUUUCUGAUCCAACUUUGUAUCGGCAAUUAGUUGGGAUCCUAAAUUAUCUUACUAUUACUCGGCCUGAUAUCUCUUUUGCAUUUCAACAAGUGAGUCAAUUUAUGCAGGCUCCACACCAUCUACAUUUGGUGGCUAUUCGUCGCAUCAUUCGAUAUCUCUUGGGAACAUCUACUCAUGGAUUAUUCUUUCCUAGUGGUUCUAAGAUUCAACUUAAUGCAUUUAGUGAUUCUGAUUGGGCUGGAUGUCCUGAUACUCGUCGCUCUGUCACGGGUUGGUGCAUGUUUUUUGGAGAUUCCUUGAUAUCUUGGAAGAGCAAGAAGCAAGACCGCAUAUCAAAAUCUUCCACCGAGUCUGAAUAUCGAGCAAUGUCUACUGCUUGCUCUGAGAUUGUUUGGCUUCGUGGUUUACUUGUAGAAAUUGGAUUUCCUCAAUCUAAUCCCACUCUUCUCCAUGCUGACAACACAGUGCUAUUCAAAUUGCUACUAAUCCAGUUUAUCAUGAAAGGGCCAAACACAUUGAAGUGGAUUGUCAUUAUAUUAGAGAAGUUGUAG
Solanum stenotomum is the source of this 1248-nucleotide messenger RNA. RefSeq lists its product as uncharacterized. The transcript is spliced from 2 exons. Bases 1 to 1248 code for a protein of 415 amino acids. Lineage: Eukaryota; Viridiplantae; Streptophyta; Magnoliopsida; Solanales; Solanaceae. The record is from RefSeq and is a predicted model, not a curated record.